GCAGACAUGUCGCCCACCGUGAAGAGGGAAGAGGAGGCGGGAGCGGCGGACGGCGCCCCCGUGGAUGUCAGCAGCUCCACAGAGACCAUCGGUAUGUCCAGCCCACUCACCACGGAAGGGCCGUCGACCACCCCGAAGCCCCCGCUGAUGCCCGAAGUGCUAAACAAGAUCAAGGAGGAGACGGGCCUCUCCACGCCCGUCGUUAUCUCCAUCCUAGCCGGUGAGUGGCUUGUUGCAUGUGCGCGCGGGGCGCCGCGGCCGGGGAGGCGCUUCUCGGCGCGCGGGGGCUCAGCUCGUCCAAACGCUCGUCACUUUCACUGGGCUGCAGCGUGACAGGUGCAGCCUGACAUGGAGGAGCUGACUGAAAAUGCUGAAGAAGGUGGUGAUGAGGCUGAAAGUAAGCAGAGUGAAGUGAAGUUGGGACGUAUUCAAUACAAGCUGGAGUACGACUUCAAUUCCAACAGUCUGGCAGUGACGGUGAUUCAAGCUGAAGAUCUCCCUGCUCUGGAUAUGGGUGGAACAUCUGAUCCAUAUGUGAAAGUCUAUCUUCUGCCUGAUAAGAAGAAGAAAUUUGAAACCAAAGUGCAUCGGAAAACUCUUAGCCCAGUAUUCAAUGAAACUUUCACCUUCAAGAAUGUGCCAUAUGCAGAUGCCAUGAACAAGACACUGGUGUUUGCCAUAUUUGACUUCGACCGAUUCUCAAAGCAUGACCAAAUUGGUGAGGUGAAGGUGCCCUUGUGCCAAGUGGAUCUCGCCCAGACUAUAGAGGAAUGGCGUGAGCUCCAGAGUGUAGAAGGGGAGGGAGGACAGGAAAACAAGCUAGGAGAUAUUUGCUUCUCCCUCCGUUAUGUUCCAACUGCUGGAAAAUUGACGGUGGUCAUCUUAGAAGCAAAGAAUUUGAAGAAGAUGGAUGUUGGUGGUCUGUCAGAUCCAUAUGUGAAGAUUGCUCUGAUGCAGAAUGGUAAGAGGAUAAAGAAGAAGAAGACCAGCAUCAAAAAGUGCACUCUAAACCCAUACUACAAUGAAUCAUUCACUUUUGAGGUUCCAUUUGAGCAGAUCCAGAAAGUCAAUUUGAUGGUAACUGUUGUGGAUUAUGAUCGUAUUGGCACAUCAGAGCCUAUCGGAAAGGUUGUAUUAGGCUACAAUGCAAGUGGAACAGAGCUUCGCCAUUGGUCAGACAUGUUGGCCUCUCCACGCCGACCAAUUGCUCAGUGGCAUACGCUUAAAGACCCUGAAGACGAUAAGAAAGACUAAGCCAUGCAUGACACAGAGAAAUUAAAAAGUCCACUUGCUCUUAUCUCCCCCAUCAAUACUGUCAAGAUACCUUUGUGUUGAAACUUUCAUCACUUUUGCCUAUAUAUUUGAGUUAUGGAAGUUUGUACUAGUUUUCAUAAAUUUCCUUUUGUUCUCCAUUGAGAAUUUUAUUCAUGGUACUGAGCAUUGAUGUACCCACUCCAUUGCUUAGUCAAAUAUACUUUUUUGGCUCGUUUCAGGGCUACCUAGUUAUCUGUAUCUCCAGCAAACUAAAUGUCAGGAUCACAAAACCAAAGGGAAGCUUUUCCCCAAAUUCAGUAUUUUACUUGUGCUAUGGUAAUUGUUAUGAAACAUUCCAGUCUGUGAAAAAAAUAUGUUGGAACAACUCUAUUUGUGGAUGGAAAUCUAGGAAGUACAUAAUAUGUUGAUAUCUUUAUUCAAUAUUCUGUCAUGUUUUUGGAAGUCUUGUAAAAUUCCUAUAUAAUGUGUUUAAAGAUGAUUGCUGUAAAUCUUGUCAGAAUAUGUAUAUUUUUUAAGUGUAUCAGCUGCUUGCAUUCUUAAUGUGUACAAUGCUGAAACAGCUAACACUGAGGAUGUAAAUUACAAAUUUGUUAGGAAUAUAGGAAGAGAUAAUGUUCUAAAAUCUUCCAUGAAAAGGAUCCAUGGUGUAUAAAACUUAUAGGCAGCCAUAGUCAGUAAAAAGUUUAUAAACACCUGCUUGGCUUCAGACACAUGGAGUAUAUUUCCUUAUGUUCAGUAAAAUUUCUCUGCCUAAGGUCUCUGGUUCAUGUAAGUGUGGAAAUGAUACUUAACAAAUGUUGAGACCAUACUGAAGUCCAAACAUUCUAGAUGCUGCCAAUGGUCCUAAAAUACAGAUAUUACCAAGUAAUAUAAAUAUUCUACACAUACUGUACUCAAAUUUGGUGUUUUCAUAUCGCAUUCUCAGAAGUCCAUUGUGAUUAAAAAACAAAAGAGGGCACCAAAAUCCGUAUUGAGUAGGAUUUAGCCUGGUAGAUGAAGAGACAUUGUUAGCAUAAGACUUUCUUUUAAAAGUCAUUGACAAUAGACCAUUAAUACAACUGCAUCAGCUAGUAUUUUUGACACUGAGAUUUUAUUACUUUUAGGGCCUUUAAGGAAACAUUUGAGAGAUAUGUUAGGGUUACUUUGGAAAGGAUUUAGGUUAUUUUGUCAUACUAUGUGAAUUAUUAUGGAACAUGGCUUAUUCUUAAAAAGUGUUAAUAAGAGUAUGGUUGGUAAUUUUGAGAUUAAAUGGAAUAAUGCUGUUUUAGAUGAAAACUAUCUGUGUAUGAUACAAUGUUAUCUACUUGUGCAUACUCUGAUUCAAGUCCUCCAGUUCCAGUCUCUUUUCUGAGUGUGCUUGUUGUCAGGGCCUGUACAAACAUGAUGUUAACCCUGCUUCAGAAGCUUACAUGUCAGAAAAUGAGGUAGAUAAACUGUAGCUUUAACCUAUCCCCCUUCAAAAGUAACCUACACUCUAGAGAAGAUAAGCUAAAUCAGACCUCACAGAGUGAUGCUUAUUCCCUUCCAUUGUAAAGUAUACUGCUAUUGAGUUGUUAUCUUGAAAUCUUUUCCCCCAAAAUAGACAAUAUUAUCUAACUCAAUCCUCAACAGUAAAGUGUAAUGAUCACAUUAGAAUUAAAACAAGUGGUUUUGAUUUUGAUAGUGCAAAAAAAUAAUAUAUAUUUCCUCCCGUUGAGAUUUAAGAUUUGUUUCAUUGUGAUCUUCCCUCCUUUUUGAUUGAAUGUAUAGUAUUAAUUUGUAAAUAGAGUUGUUGUACAAAUGUAAUUUUGUUUUGUACUAAGAAAGAACGUUCCCCAAUCUGGCCUUGUCUUAAAGCAUAUAGGCAUGUUGCACCUCUAUGAAGAGGUAUGUGAAAAGUAAAAAUUCGUAGAUAUAUAUUAGGUUCUCCAUUUUGUCAGAAUUUCACAGAGUUAGUUUUGGAAACAAUGUUUUCAAUGUUCCCAAUAUCCUACACUCACCUAUGCCAAAUAUAAAAAUUAUAUUUAAAAGCAAAAAAACUUUCUAUAGGCAAAUGAUGUGUGUAUGUAUAUAUUAUGUGUGUGUGUAAGUUUGAAGCAUUGAAAUUGGAGAGUGUACUUAGAGUAAAAAGGAGUCAUGUCUAUAAUCUGUGUACCAUAUAAAGAGAGAGAAAUGUCUAGCCCAUAUAAAUAUAUUAUAUAUAUAUAUAAAAAUAUAUAUACAUAAACCUCAUUAAAACACUGUUGUUGACUAUUAUACCAUAACUUAUAUACUCAGAUACUCUACCAAUUGAAAAAUGUUGGCCGCCAUGGCUUCUCCUAAAACACACUGUUUUUUUGUAACAACUGUGUAAUUCUGCAUUAAAGGGAAUAUGCAUAAUAAAGUUCAACGGGGAAACAUAUUCCAAUGUGAAAAAAAUUAAAUUUCUGACCAAGGUAUGGAACAAAGCUGAGGAACAAGAUAAAAUGAUUGUUAUUGUAAAAUAAACUGAAACAAAUCACGUGGUAGGGAUAGAAAUAUAACCCUGCAGUUUCCAAAUGCAGGAAGGCACUAAAUGAAGAAAAAUGUACUAAAUGUUAACAGUUACAGUUAUCCAGUGACAGCUGUUAUAUUCAUGUGGCAUCUCUAUCACUCUUGAUGAAGAAGUAGAUGAAAUAAACCAUAUCACUGUUUAUGAUAUGCAAUGAUGUACAUUCAUUGUAUUUUAGAAACAGAGUUUGGAACCUAAAAAGAAAUCUAAUAUACAGCCUCCACUUCCCUUUAUUUAUGUUGUGUUUCAUUGCUAGCAGCGUCAUAAUGCUUUUACGUAAAUACAAUAUUUUGAACAAUCAGGCAAUCAAAUAACAGUUGCAUGUUGGUGUUGACAUGCAACUUCAAAUGAUGUACUAUUAUAUUUCAUUCUCAGCAGUCUAUGAAAUCCAUAAAAGUAUUUCAAGCAAAUGACAUGCUAUUAUUGAGUGGUUACAUGUUUUGUCUGCCAGCUUUCUUAUGUAUGACUCAAGUUGUUCUUUUGUUUAAUUAUUUUAUGGUGAUCUCCAUGUGAUAAAUCAUCAAAUGUCGUUGUAUUGAGCACUCUUAUCUUGCAUUUAACCCAUUUGAUAACAGUUAAAUAAUCCUUUCAUUUUAAAGCCAUAUUUUAUACAGAAAUGCAGUUCAAACUCCCUAACACAAUUUUCCUAUGACUCCCUUCCUCUGUAAACUGUAUUUUGAAAUAUGGAAGCUACUACUUUCUUUAUUUGACAUAUGAAAAUUUGGUAAAGUUGUCAAACAUUAUUUUUAUCUACUUUGUUAGACUUGUAAUAGUAAUUCUUUGCAUUUUGUUAUGAAUGUUUUAUAAAAUUAUAUGAAAAUGAGAUGCUGAAUUUGUUUAUUUAGGAGAAUAGUUUUCAAAGUUCAUCCAACAGGUGCCCAUAUCAGCUGAACCAGCAAAAUUCUUGGUCUGCUUUUCACAAAUGCAGAUAUGCUCAGUACAUGUUAUUUCAAAGCAGCAAUGUGCAGGACUUUUUCCCAAAACAAAACAUAAAACUGAAAAAAUUGACUCAGAAAGUAUUCACAAUGGAUUCUAGAAUAUUUUCUAGCAUUCAAUGAAAACUUGACUGACACAAUGACUUCACCAAGGAAAUUAUUGCUAGGCUUAAGUAUUCAGUUUUGAAAAUGUAUUGUUAAUAGAAGGUAGAAAUUGAUCAAUUAGUUGUUAUUUAUAAUUAAAAGUAUUAAUUUUCAAGAAAUUGUUGAACUAUUUUCAAAGAACUAGUAUUUAUAAAGAUAGUCCUGUGAAACUUUGUAUAUUAGUCUUAAAACAAUAAUUCAUAUUAAUUUAAAUUAAUAACAUGAUUCUGAAGUAUCUUCAACAAAUUAAAUAAUUUCAAAUCUAGUACACAAUCGUAAAUCUGGCACUGGGUCCAUAGCUGGAGAUGUAAGUGAACUCAUGGUGAGAUUUUAUCUCAUUUCAUUAAUGAAUGGUCAGUUCAUACUUUUAAAUUUGUUUAUGGGUCUAGUUAUUUUUAAAAAUAUGUUUCCUUCAUUUAUUCUUGGGUAAAUUACUGAAAUUUUAUAUGGCUUUGUUACAAAAAAGAUUAUUUUCACUUCAGUCUAAUUUACCAUUAGUAAACAAACCUAAUUCUCUGGAAAGUAAACAAAAUGGACGACAAUUACCAAAACAAACAAAUAAGCAAUCUUUGUAAAACUCAUUCAAUCUUUGUAAAACUCAUUCAAUUUUUGUAAAACUAAAUGUAAUGUUUUAGUAAUCAAGUUAUCACAAUCUUCACAAUAUGUAUGGACAGUCAAGAGGUAACAUUCACAUGUAAUAUGAAGCUAGUCUUCUCUUUAAUAAUGCGAGGAUGCAAUUUUUUUGCACUGCAAAUACUAACAAUGCACCUCAACCAAUAAGCAAUUGAUGCAGGUUGAUGAAAAAAAUAAUGAACAUGGAGUACCUGGAAGUAUGGGUAUAUGUGCUUAAUUAUUGUGCAGUAUAACAGCAUGAAUGCAGGGGCUAAUCCAGAGACUAGUUUUGAGAGGGAAAAUUUUUUUUAUUCAAAAUGUUUUGGUCGAGUGUGUCAUUACUGAUUGUGUAGAAUGAUGCUGACUAAACUCAGCUCAUAUUGCAAUACAAUAUUAUUCGUUUUAAGGUUUAUAGGAAAAUAUUUGUGCUUGAAAGUUUUGUGACAAGUUAAAAUUAAUAGUUACUGAAAAAUUUUGGGAGGGGAAAUUU
Messenger RNA from Gryllus bimaculatus (two-spotted cricket), 5965 nucleotides. The record is from the annotation of a GenBank genome assembly. Lineage: Eukaryota; Metazoa; Arthropoda; Insecta; Orthoptera; Gryllidae.